GACCAGCCUUCUUCGUUCCCUGGGUUCCGUGAGAGUCGUUUUGCCCCACCCCACCUCUUCAACGCUAUCUAUCUCAAUGUUCAAUCCUGAGAGAAAAAGGGGGCAAAAAUAAUUUCAGUGUAACACCGCAAAGAAACGAUUCUCAUCCCCUCCGCCGGUUCGCCGGAGCAGACGCGGCCUCUCGGCGGGUAUAAACAAACGCCGUCGGACCAGUGAUUGAAAACACCGCGGUAUGUUCAUGUAUCGUGCACAUGUAACCAUACUCUACCAUACGGAUUCAAAGGGAAUACAAAAAAGCUGAGGGACUUGACAGCGGGCUGUAACGUUACCUGCGCCAAACCAGGGGGGAGAUAACGGAGGAAUUUCCAACCAAUAUCACCUGGAUAUCGCUUUAUAUUCAAGGACAUCCGACUGCCAAACACCGCCUUCGCUCGCUCGGAGAAGCCUUCCGAUGUGAGGAGAAAUACAAAUAAACGUAACAAGAGAGAAAAGGGACGGGAGAAGGGGCCUUUUUUUUUGAGUCUGGUCAACCCUUCCGAAAAAAAGAAAAAGAAAAGAAAAAGCAAGCAGCAGCAUCUGUUGACGGGGAGAGGAAAUUAAUUUGACAUCGGCUGAAAAGAGGAUAUUAUCGAUAACGACGACAACCCCUCCUGCCUAAAAAACGGCGUAGCCUGUAAUGUGACUGAUUUGUGAUAGAGAGAGAGAGAGAGAGAGAGAGAGAGAAAAAAGCCCUGGUAUAGCCUGAUGAUUCACAUGCCGUCAUUUUAAGAGGAAAUAUUUAUUUUUUAUUUUUUUUCCAAGCGCUUUCUGAUGUGCUCUGGUUCAUGGUGGAAGGAUUUCUAACACCCCCACACAAAAUUAAUUAACCUAAAAUAUCUGUUUCAAGGUGUUUGAAAAAGAAAAAGAAAAGAAGGAAUGAAAAUAGGCUCUGUUGUGAGUGGAAAUGAAUUAAAAGGCAGUGUGAAGUAUCUGCUGAAGAUGGGCUCCGGAGGAGACAUUUGUUAAGAAAGUCAGAAUUAAAGGCAAGCCUUAACAAGGAAACAGGACCCCCCUCUCCCCCUUCUCUCCCCCCCUUCCCCGACGUUGCAUUCACGUAAGGCUGGAAAUCUCACAUCGACUCUCAUAUCAAUGUUGAUGACUUCAUUGCGGAUUUACAGUGAAAAACACAAGAAGCAAGCCUCUGAGAGGGCGGCAUCGCUUCUCUGCUCCUUUCUGAGGGAUCGCUUGUUGAUAAAUUGCCAGUAAAUAGCCACAUCCAUCUCUACUUACGUUCCCAAAAGCCUGGUGGAGCCUGACAUUUUUUCCUUUACAUCUACUUCAUCUGUGUCUGGCAACAUAAAUGUCACCAAUUUUGAGCCAGGUGUUCCUCUGCUGGGCCAGUUUAGGAAUUUUGGAUUGAUUGAUUUUUAUCUUAUCAACACCCUCCCUCCCUCCCUACAACCAGCCACCAAACAUCCACCCACCCAAAUACCCUCGCCUGCCUGCCUGCCUGCCUGCCUGCCUGCCUUCCUGCCACCCCCCCCUUGAACCUAUCACUGGGUUUUGGGGAAAAGAUGGGCUGUCUUGGCAAUAGUAAGACCGAAGACCAACGAAAUGAGGAGAAGGCACAGAGGGAAGCCAACAAAAAGAUAGAGAAGCAGCUCCAGAAAGACAAACAGAUAUACCGGGCCACUCACCGGCUACUACUAUUAGGGGCCGGUGAAUCCGGGAAAAGCACGAUAGUCAAACAGAUGCGAAUACUGCACGUAAAUGGCUUCAACGCAGAGGAGAAAAAACAAAAAAUCCAUGACAUUAAAAACAACAUUAAAGAAGCUAUAGAGACGAUCGUGUCUGCGAUGACGACGCUCACACCGCCAUGCAAGUUAGCUUCUGCUGCCAACCAAUGCCGGAUCGAUUAUGUCCUCAACCAAGCAAGCCAGAAGGACUUUGACUUUCCUUCAGAGUUUUACGACCAUUCAAGGAUCCUCUGGCAGGACGAGGGUGUGAGGGCCUGCUGGGAAAGGUCCAACGAAUAUCAACUCAUCGACUGCGCACAGUAUUUCUUAGACAGGAUCGACGUGGUCCGGCAGAAUGACUACACACCCACUGAUCAGGACCUGUUGAGAUGCAGAGUACUGACGUCUGGGAUCUUUGAAACAAGAUUUCAAAUAGACAAAGUCAAUUUCCAUAUGUUUGAUGUUGGAGGUCAGAGGGAUGAACGUCGGAAAUGGAUCCAGUGUUUUAACGAUGUGACAGCCAUCAUCUUUGUGGUGGCGAGUAGCAGCUACAACAUGGUGAUCAGAGAAGACAAUCAGACCAACAGACUACAGGAAGCACUCAACCUUUUCAAGAACAUCUGGAACAACAGAUGGCUACGGACCAUUUCUGUAAUCCUCUUCUUGAACAAACAGGACUUGCUUGCUGAGAAGGUUUUGGCAGGAAAAUCCAAAAUCGAGGAGUACUUCCCGGAGUUUGCUCGCUACACUACACCUGAUGAUGCAAUACCGGAGGCAGGCGAGGAUCCACGUGUCACAAGGGCCAAGUAUUUCAUCAGAGAUGAGUUCCUGAGGAUCAGCACAGCCAGUGGGGACGGGCGACAUUACUGUUAUCCCCACUUCACCUGCGCAGUCGAUACAGAAAACAUCCGCCGCGUCUUCAAUGACUGUCGGGACAUCAUACAGAGGAUGCACCUACGGCAGUAUGAGCUCUUGUGAUGGACAGUGGCGUCCAGCCUACUUAUCUACCUACCUAUCUACGACCCCACUACCAGUUAGCCAAUCUACCCUUCCACUUCAACCCCAACCACCAAACAAUCGAGCGAGUGACUGACAGACGGCCUGCCCUCUCCUCCCACACAAUAAAACUUGUCCUUCAACUCAACUUUAAAGAGACAGAACAGAAGGACAACUCUCUUUCUUUCUUUCUUUUUUUUUUUUUUUUAAAGGAAACACUUAAGAAUACAACAUCAUCAACUUUAAGCCUGGACUAACUGCUGUACUCGGCUACACUUCGACCCACCAAAAGAGGGUCAGGACUGGAAUCCCUCUGUGCAGGCUUUCCCUCCUUUAAGCGAUGUUUCUCUCUCAGAUUUAUUACACACACACACACCCACUCACUCGCAGGUACACACACACUACAGAAUAAGACAUUCAGAACCCCUUCAUAGGUUUUAAUGUCUCAUAUCAAGCCACACACACACACACACACACACACACACACACACACACACACACACACACACACACUGACAGACCCUUUUGAAAGUCAAGUUCUGCUUUAGACAGAUGGCAGAAGUUGACUUAAAGAAUGCUUUCUGAGAGAGAGAGGAGUUCAUUGACAGCGUGCUGAAGCUGAAGGAGGAGCAGAAGAAGAAAAGAACGAUGGACACGGAGGGCAGCAAACUGAUGCAGAGGAGGGCUGUGAGCCUUUUUGUUCCCGAACACACAAACUAAUUGACUAACGGCUGCCUGUGGACAUGAGCGUGACUUGAACUUUACGACACAUGACCUGCUCUUGAAUGGCAGAAACCAACAAAAAAAAAAAAAACAAGGAAAAAAACAACAAGAAAAAUAUCAUACAAUGCAUAAAUUCAUGCAUACCAGUGAACUUCAUGCAGUGCAAAAAAUCCAAGCUAUAUAUAUAGAUAUUUAUAUAUGUGUGUAUAUAAAUAUGUAUAUAUAUAUAAAUAUUAUAUAUUCCUGUAAUAACACAGUUCAACUUUUAAGUUUUUGUUAGCUUUUACCCCAUGUUGUGUGUUGGUGUACACUGUGUGUGUGAUCUGCCUUUGUGCACCAUUUAAACUCUGCUACCUACACACACACACACACACACACACACACACACACACACACACACACACACACACACAAAAACACAUAUAUACACACAUGCAUAAAUCUUUGCCCCACCCCUCCCCAUGCCCCUGCUGCUAUUUGAAAACUAUUCAUCAUAUGGAGAAUAAAGUAGAGGUUUUAUUUAAUGAGGAGAAAUAACUAAACAAAAGGAAAUCAUGAAGUGGAAGAAAUUUACUUUAUUGAGACUGGAGGCAACACUUUUACCUUGGUACACACACACACACACACACACACACACACACACACACGCUCAAGCCCUCAUCAGUCCCCAACGUCCUACCCAUCCAUAUCUUUGGUCUUAUUCUCUCACCUCUCCCAGUCCCACGUUCCUGCCCUCCUCCCGGCUUUAAGUACGUCUGUCUUUAUUUUACUGCUGGACUAUUAUUCUUGUACAGACUGUAAAAUGUAUUAUUUUGUACAACUUUAUUGAAGAAAAAAAAAUUACUUGUAGAAGAUCCCUGUGCCUUGAUCACGACUGUACGUGUAAAAAAUGAGCUAAUAUGUAAGUUAUGUUUCACUGCGCUGUACAGCUGGACGGGUCUGUCCCACCUUGUCCGUGCUAGCUCGCCCACUCCCAUCCCGACUGGAGGCUGGCGGGAGGGGCAUCGGAUUGGGGGCGGAGGCCUUUCGUCUGUUGCUUAGUUUCCUUUCCCCCCUCCCCACAUUUGUUUGUUCGUUGUUUUGCUUUAACUCUCCUCUGGUUUAUAUAAUAGGAUUUGAAAAAAAAUGAAGAAAAAAAGAUGAUCAGACACACCACCUGAUGAUGUGUAGUGAAAGAUACUGAACCCUAACACGAUUUAAUAUAUAUAAAAUAUAUUUCAGAUUUUAUAUUUUAUAUAUAUAUGUACUGUACACUUAUAUCUAUGUCCCUAUGUGAGCUGUCCCCCAGGUUUCCUUUGCUUUCUGUCAGUAACAUCUGCAUCCAUUACAGGAAGGUGGCGAUUCUGGGAGCAAUGGGAUGGGUAUACAUUUCUUUAUUUUUUAUUUUUAGCUUUAACUCUUUUGAAGGAGAGGGGAAUAUCCAGUUGCAAAACAUUGCUUGUUUCUACAUAAACCAAAUUCUUUUUGCUUAAAGAAGAAGAAACAGUU
Labrus bergylta (ballan wrasse) is the source of this 4922-nucleotide messenger RNA. Its product is annotated as guanine nucleotide-binding protein G(s) subunit alpha. The record is from RefSeq and is a predicted model, not a curated record. Gene Ontology annotation, molecular function: ionotropic glutamate receptor binding; beta-2 adrenergic receptor binding; GTPase activity. Gene Ontology annotation, biological process: adenylate cyclase-activating dopamine receptor signaling pathway; sensory perception of chemical stimulus. Gene Ontology annotation, cellular component: heterotrimeric G-protein complex. Lineage: Eukaryota; Metazoa; Chordata; Actinopteri; Labriformes; Labridae.